AUGAACCAUUUGUGUUCUACGAUAAUGUCUGAAAUCAAUAACGCUCAGAUCACAGCUCCUUCGUGGUUCGAAGAGAACCCUUCACACGAUCAUAUACCUUCCGAGACCCGGCGGCUUCUGGAAACGUGGAGUGGAAUCCCAUCCGAUGACGUAUUAGACCAUGUUAUCAAACUCCGUGAUGAAGCUUGGAAGGUUCACCCAUAUCCUUGCAUAGGACAGUUUCGAUUCCUUGAGCCGAGCUUUUCCGAGCUGCCCGACGAGUACGAUGAGAUUGUCGAACGCAUACGCAAAGGUCAGAAGCUUUUAGACAUGGCUUGCUGCUUCGGUCAAACUAUUCGGCAGCUUGCGAACGACGGCGCUCCAACUGAGAACAUUUACGGCUGCGAUUUGCAGCCGGAUUUCAUCGAACUAGGCUAUAGUCUAUUCCGCGAUCGAGCGAAGCUUAAGACCAAGUUCUUAGUAGCGGACAUCUUCGAUUCCAAGUCGGCACUUACGGAUGUCAAAGGCCAAAUCGAUAUAAUCUAUGCUGGAUCUUUCUUCCACCUAUGGGGAUACGAGAAACAAGUCGAAGUAUCCAAAGCCGUUGUAGCGUUGCUACGUCCACAGCCGGGUUCGAUGAUACUCGGUCGUCAAGUUGGAGCCACUGAGCCUCUCGAGAAGGAUGGCCCUACAGGCACAAUGUAUCGGCAUAACGUGGAAAGCUUCAAAAGAAUGUGGAAAGAAAUAGGAGAUAAUCUCGGCAUCAAGUUCAACGUCGAGGCCAAACUCAAGCCGCUAAGCAGAGACCAUUUGAAAUUUCAUUUGGACAACACGAAGCGGCUGUGGUUUGUCAUUCGCUUAGAAUAG
This is a messenger RNA of Alternaria postmessia, 846 nucleotides long. RefSeq lists its product as uncharacterized. NCBI's taxonomy places the organism in Eukaryota, Fungi, Ascomycota, Dothideomycetes, Pleosporales, Pleosporaceae. The coding region runs from base 1 to 846 and encodes 281 amino acids. The record is from RefSeq and is a predicted model, not a curated record. The transcript has a single exon.